Toxoplasma gondii ME49 is the source of this 2007-nucleotide messenger RNA. RefSeq lists its product as hypothetical. Bases 925 to 1689 code for a protein of 254 amino acids. The record is from RefSeq and is a predicted model, not a curated record. Lineage: Eukaryota; Apicomplexa; Conoidasida; Eucoccidiorida; Sarcocystidae. The transcript is spliced from 5 exons.
UCCGUAAUAAUCUCGCCGGGAUGCCGAACUGAAAGGGGAGACUGAAGUCGCUCCUUUCAUGUCUACGACUACAGUUACUUUGACCAGUCGUUGCGUGGACACUCUGCGCGACGCAGCAUCCUAACUAUUUAAUAAAACGCGACUCCAGUGGAAAUGCAUUUUCACAGAAUUCUCCUAAAAAUAUCAUCUUCGUCGAACCCAAUGCGAAGAAGCUGAGCGGUUCCACUUCCCAGGCCCCGUCGUUUUCAUCGCGUAUAACCGCAGGAAACCUCACCUUGAGGCUUCUCUCGUCUGGUUCAUUGUCCCUGUCAAAUAAGUCGCGUAUCUUUUCUACGGCUUUGUAGCCUCUUGUCAACUUUGAUUUCCCAUCAUUUCCCCCUCCUCAUCCCUUCCUUAUCCGCGUGCUUACGGUGUCUCGAUGCUUGCCUCCUAGGUCCUAUGUCGCUUGCCACACGGCGGCAGCUUUCCUACUCAUAUUCCCCUCGACUUUGCUCCACCUUCACCAACUACCUGACGGGAAUGGUUUUUUAACCUGAAUCGGUUCCACAGCGAACCAUUUUGAUGAGUUUUGAUGAACCUUCUGUCCAAGGCAUGCUGGCUUCAUAGUGGUAUUCGGGCCGCAGCACAUUGGCAAUAAUCCCGUUCCGGUGCAGACCAUUUCCCCGAUAUGCAAAGUAACACCCCCGCCUUGGGCAGCUUUUUCAUCCCGUAAGCAAGAUCUACACGUACGACGACGUCGUUUGUCACCCUGCAGAAGUUGACGCUGCCUUUCCCCCAGCAACUCCCCCCCUGCCCCCGCCGGCGCUCCGGGGUAGAGGACCUAACCAGACAGCCGCUGCAUCUCGAGUGCGAUCGAACAGGAGAAGACAGAAAAUCCCCUCUCUGUUUCCUUCCACUUUUUUAUUCGCGGCAUGCCAUCGAAGUAUGGAGUUGUCUGCCACGAUGGUUGCGGCUGCUUCGUCAGAUAACAGCCGAAGCCGCAGCAGAAGCCCCCGGGGCUUUGAAUGUUUUGCUGCGUCCUCUCGGCAAAGCGAUGACAGAUCCUACGACAGGUCGAGAGGAGGGAGGCUGGAGCCGGAAUUGCGGGCGGUCAUUAAGAGACAUGUUGUCCAAGUGGAUGCCCAUAACCGCUACCUGGAGAAGCGGCAGAUGUGGAGUCAGCAUGAGAAAGAGGAGCAAGAGCGUGCAAAGAAAAAGAGAGAAAGUCACGGAAUUUUCUCGCGUGACUAUGGUGGUGGUGAUAGAGACAUUUUCGACAGAAUGUCGCAUCGAAAGCAGCCCCGGACAGAUCGGAGCUUCAAGGAAGACGAGGGCCUGCGAGGCAGGUCGGGAGGCACCUCCUUGAGCGGGUUCGACAUGCACGCCGGCGAGAGACUUCUGAACGCUAGGGAAAAGGAGAAGAAGCGACUUAAACAGCUUACACACGAAUCAACUGACCACUGGCAGCCGGACAAGUUCUAUACCGAUGAAUUGAAGACAGAGAAACCCUGGAUCAAUCCAUACGAAGUUAUGGCCCGAAAUUUGUUAAUGCCGCCAAGCGAAGGAGAGCUCACCCCAAAGGCGGAUUCAACAUCCAGAAGUUCGUCACCAAGUCGCAAGCGCGACAGGGCGAAGAAGAAGUGCAAGAAGAAGAUGAAGAAGGAGAAGAAGAAGUUGAAAAAGAAACUGAAGAAACUGAAGAAAUGCUAACUGCCUGAGUUCUGUCAUUCGUUCCGAAUAUAUGCAAAUGGCUGAACUGAUGUUUUUCAGAAAGCCGGCUGUGGAUAGGGCAAAUGACAUCUGGAGACCGCAGGCGCGGUAAGAGGUGACACGUCCUUCAACACGUGAGUUCCUGUCUUUUGCUGCCGUUUUAGGCUCAUUUUGGUGGGUCUCGUGGACUUUAGUGCUCAUCAGCGGUGUCGUGUUAUUAAUCCUGGUGGGGGCCGAGCAGCCGCAACAGCUUAUCGUCAGGACUGUAUUGCUUCCGAUGCAUAAGUGGAAUGUUGCCUCGCACGGCAGGGCUCUUCC